Messenger RNA from Amoebophrya sp. A25, 271 nucleotides. The record is from the annotation of a GenBank genome assembly. Lineage: Eukaryota; Dinophyceae; Syndiniales; Amoebophryaceae.
CUGACGAUCAUCUCUGGCGAGCAGAUCAACACGCCUUGGAGCAUUGGACCUUUGUUUGCGCUAGAACAAGUGCCGUACCUUUAAGACUAGGUCGUAAGCUGUCAAGCAUACUCUUUCUACUCCUCGAUCUUCCCAGGUUCAUAAGUCGACGCUUCUCGUCCUUUUCUAAUAGCCGCUCGUCUUCGCCCUCUUCCUUGUCGGCUUCCUGUUCGUACAUUACCGCUUGUCACAUUACGUCUUCGUGAUGCCAGCCGUUUUGCUUCUCUCUCCG